This is a messenger RNA of Benincasa hispida (wax gourd), 696 nucleotides long. RefSeq names its product mitochondrial acyl carrier protein 1 (gene MTACP-1). Gene Ontology annotation, cellular component: mitochondrion. Gene Ontology annotation, biological process: fatty acid biosynthetic process. The record is from RefSeq and is a predicted model, not a curated record. Gene Ontology annotation, molecular function: acyl binding; acyl carrier activity. NCBI's taxonomy places the organism in Eukaryota, Viridiplantae, Streptophyta, Magnoliopsida, Cucurbitales, Cucurbitaceae.
GUAGUUCGAGUAAUUGAGGAGUCACCGUAAGAGAAGAAAAGUUAGAGAAAAAUGGCGCUGAGGGCAGCCGUUCUUCGCCAUCUUCGAGUUCCAGUCCAAUUCUUUGCCCUAGCUCGCCGGGAAUGCCAGGCGCCGCUGUGUUCCGGUGGAUCUCUUCGGCAAUUUUCAUCUCACGACGAUCACUUGACAAAGGACGAGGUCAUCGAGAGAGUUCUCUCGGUUAUCAAAUGCCACCCCAAAGUCGAUCCCUCCAAGGUGAGCCCUGAUGUUCAUUUCCAAAAAGAUUUGGGUUUAGACAGUUUGGAUACUGUGGAGAUUGUAAUGGCCUUGGAAGAGGAGUUCAAGUUAGAGAUACCAGACAAGGAGGCUGAUAAAAUAGAUUCCUGUGAUCUAGCAAUUGAGUACGUAUACAACCAUCCAAUGGCUAGUUGACAAAGUACUAGCAUCUUUCUCUAUUUCUUUUUUGGUAUUUUUGGAGUAUGUUAUUCAGUGAAAAAAUUUUCAUCUCAACAUUGUUCUUUUGACCGUUCUUGGGUGUUUGUUGAGAGUCGUGAUCCUUUACACUGUGAUGGAAAAUAAUUGUAACUGCUUGGAACAUAAUACAUUCUGUCCAGACAAAUUUUCAGGGCACACAAUGGUUAUAACUUUAAACUCUUGCUAUUUCAUGUGAUAGAAAGGGGUUUGCAUCUUAACAUC